AUGUCCCAGUCCACUGUCCCCGAAGAAGGAGGCACCUUCGAGCACCUGUGGAGCUCCCUGGAGCCAGACAGCACCUACUAUGAGCUCCCUCCAGGCAGUCAGCCAGGUGAGCGGCCGGUGCCUUCCACCAGCACCCCGGGAGUCAUCAGUGCUGCAGAGGUCUCCAUGGACGUUUACCAAAUGAGGGACAUGAACGACAACGUGAUGUCCCAAUACAACUUGCUGAGCAGCAGCAUGGAGAGCCUGGGGAGCCGUGCGACGUCCGCCAGCCCCUACAGCUCCGAGAACGCCUCCUCGUCGGCCGUGCCCACCCCCUCACCCUACUCCCAGCCCAACUCAACCUUUGAGGGCCUGUCACCUGCCCCGGCCAUCCCCUCCAACACCGACUACCCCGGACUGCACACCUUCCAGGUGUCCUUCCAGCAGUCCAGCACCGCUAAGUCUGCUACAUGGACCUACUCUCCCUUGCUGAAGAAGCUCUACUGUCAGAUUGCCAAGACCUGUCCAAUCCAAAUCAAGCUGUCCUCCUCUCCUCCUCAUGGCAGCAUCAUCAGAGCCAUGCCCGUCUACAAGAAGGCGGAGCACGUCACAGAAGUGGUCAAACGCUGCCCCAACCACGAACUAGGACGAGACUUCAACGAUGGUCAAGCAGCCCCGGCCAGUCACCUGAUCCGAGUAGAGGGGAAUAACCUCUGUCAGUACGUGGAUGAUCCUGUCACUGGCCGGCAGAGUGUCUUCUUGCCGUAUGAGGCUCCACAGGUGGGGACUGAGUUUACCACCAUCCUGUAUAACUUCAUGUGCAACAGCAGCUGUGUGGGCGGCAUGAACAGGAGACCCAUCCUCAUCAUCAUCACUUUGGAAACCAGGGAUGGUCAAGUGUUGGGCAGAAGGUCGUUUGAAGGUCGGAUAUGUGCAUGUCCUGGCCGAGACCGCAAAGCAGACGAGGACCACUUCAGGGAACAACAGGCCCUGCAUGACAGUGUGUCCAAAAAUGGCAAUGCCAACAAGCGCAACUUCAAACAGAGUCCUCCAAAUAUUCCCAGUCCAAAUAUUAACAUGAGGAAGAGGCGGCAUGGAGAAGAAGAGAUUUACUAUAUUCCCGUUCGUGGCCGGGAAAACUUUGAGCUGCUGAUGAAAAUUAAAGACAGUUUGGAGCUGGUGGAGCUGGUGCCGCAGCCACUGGUGGACUCCUACAGACAACAAACACAGCAGCAACUUCUGCAGAGACCGAGCCAUAUAGCAUCCCCCUCCUCUUACUCUCCGCUGUCCAACAUGAACAAACAAAAUGCCCACGGAGGCCUCAACAAGCAGCCCUCAAUCAACCAGCUGGUGGGGCAGCAGCCCCAGCAACACCACACUGCCCCCACCUCCAUAGCGCAUAUGGGUUCAAACAUGCUCAACAGCCACCACAUGCAGGGAAAUGGUGAUAUGAAUGGUGGACACAGCAGUCAGACUAUAGUGUCUGCCUCCCACUGCAGCCCGCCCCCUCCGUAUAACCCUGACCCCAGCCUUGUCAGUUUUCUAACCAGUCUGGGCUGUCAGAACUUCAUUGAGUACUUCACCUCCCAAGGCCUCCAGUCUAUCUACCAUCUCCAGACUCUCUCCAUGGAGGAUUUAGGUGCACUGAAGAUACCAGAGCAGUUCCGUCUUGCCAUCUGGCGAGGUCUGCAGGACAUGAAACAAGUUGCUCCCCUGCAACUGCCUGCCUCCACUCAUCACCAUGACUACCAUGGCCAGCAGCUUCUUCGCUCCAGCAGCAACAUGACUGCAUCUGCCAUGGCGGCCAUUGGGGCUGCCAGCGGGGAGCUCCAACGUCAGCGCGUCAUGGAGGCUGUGCACUUUCGUGUCCGCCACACCAUUACCAUCCCCAACAGGUCGGGUGUCGUUGGGACGUCAGGGAUGGCAGCAGCUACAGAUGAGUGGGCCGACUUUGGUUUCGACAUGCCCGACUGCAAGCUGUCGCGUAGCAGGCACUCCAUCAAGGAGGAGUUCAUGGAAAGUGAUGUUCAUUGA
Messenger RNA from Anoplopoma fimbria (sablefish), 2013 nucleotides. It is a transcript of the gene tp73, whose product is annotated as tumor protein p73. Gene Ontology annotation, molecular function: protein binding; RNA polymerase II cis-regulatory region sequence-specific DNA binding; DNA-binding transcription factor activity, RNA polymerase II-specific. Gene Ontology annotation, biological process: regulation of transcription by RNA polymerase II; protein tetramerization; apoptotic process. The record is from RefSeq and is a predicted model, not a curated record. Gene Ontology annotation, cellular component: nucleus. NCBI's taxonomy places the organism in Eukaryota, Metazoa, Chordata, Actinopteri, Perciformes, Anoplopomatidae.